UGUCCAGUUUGAGAUUUUAUUUUUAUUACAAUUUAAAUUAAAAAUAAAAAUUCAAACUGGACAAUUUAUUUUUAGCACAAUUUAAAUUAAAAAUAAAAACUCAAAUUGGACAAUAAUUAUGGACGGAGUGAUAAUGUGCAUCAUUGCAGAGCAACAUCAGAGACUGUGGGUUUUUGUUCUUGUUUCCAAUAAUGGACCUAUGUAGUUGGGCCUGGGCCGGUAAAAGGCUCAAUAAUGAGAUGGAGCGAAAAUAUCAAUGCAGCUGUACAAUCUCAUUCUUCAGAAACAUAUAUAGAAGCAGCAACCGAGUUAAGAGUGACUCGUCGGAAGACUUGACUCAGCAGCAGCUGUAAAGCCAAAAGGAAGGAAAGAGAUGGGGAGCGCGGGCGGUGGACCGGCGGCGCAGGCUGCCCAAAUUCCGACUAGCUUCGGUCACGAGCUCCGAGCUUGCCUUCGUUGCCGUCUCAUCAAGACCUACGAUCAGUUUAGGGAAUCGGGAUGCGAGAACUGCCCUUUCUUCAAGAUGGAUGAAGAUAAUGAGCGCGUUGCUGACUGCACCACUCCUAAUUUUACUGGGUGAGUACCCCCGCUCGCUCUUACAAUUUUGUUUUUCUUUUUUCAUCUUCAUCAUUGUUUUAUUUGGAGCUUUGUUAGUAUUGUAUUAUCUCUAAAUUUGGAGUACGUUUUGGUGAUAGCAUUAUCUCGGUGAUGGACCCUUCUCGGAGCUGGGCUGCUCGCUGGCUUAGGAUAAGUAUGACCCCUUCUCUUUGCUUUACACCCUCAUUCUUCUUUAUGUAUGGGAAAAAGCCUCAUUUUUGUUUGGUUUAAAUUACCCAUUGUCUUGAUAGCAUCCACCAAUUUAUUUUAUUUUUUUUUGUUAUCUGUUCCUUAAAUGAUGAAUAUGAAUUUAGCUAUUGGACCCGGAUUGGUUCACUUUUGGGAAAAUAAAUAAUUGAACAAUUUGAAGUGGUCAACAGUUGUAUUUGAUUGUUGAUGCCAGUAUUUCCACUGUUACCAGUUUGGGGUUGAGUUUCUCAGUUGUUCUGUUUUUAUGUCUGUGUCAAAGUUUAGAUUUUUAUGCUGGAGAUAAGUCUAUGUGCCUGUUACCCUGGGAAUACCUUCUAACUGUUCUGCGCCUCCAAGAAGCCUUUCUUUCUUACUUUACCUUUCUUGGGUUGGUUGUUGCUACCUCAUACUUUUUUUGGCUGAAAACUUAAAUUUUCACUUCCACUUUGUUAUACUUCAGAACUUUUUUUAAUCUUCUGUACUUGUGAGAUUGGAGCACUCAUCAAUCCUUAAGUGAUAUGAUUCUUAAUUUGACUGCAGGUAAAAAUGUCCCUGGUUGUUACACUCUUGCAGUCUCAGAAGCUCUUCCAGAAGACCUCCAGGUUUUUAACUUUUAAGCAUUUGCAAAUGAUUUUAUGACAAAUUCUGUCAUUGUCUCCCUUAUUUUCUGUUCAUUUGGCAGCAGAAUCUCAUGGCUCAGUUUUAGCUUAAAAGUCACUCUCUUACUUGUACCUGUCUGAUGUUUGAUCUCGUGGAUAUGGAAAAACAACACUUUGUAUAAAGACACAAAGCUAGAUGGAGAUAAUGCUAGGCUUUACGUCUUAGUUUUUUAACUCUCCUAAUGAAAAACAAAGCUAGAAGCUAGAUGGAGUCUGCUUUCCUUUACUUUUCUUUUUGUAAUUUAUUUACUUUUACGUCUUAGUUUUUCUUAUGCACCUUCCUGACUAGCAUUUUCAACUCUCCUAAUGAAACUGGAAAACAGCAGUUUCCUGUAGAUACGUUGCAGAUAUUUGCCGCUUGAAUCUGUCGAUUCUAGGUAUUAUCCUGCUUAUCUAAAAUUUCCACAUUGUUUGCAGAAUCUUUGCGAAGAUGAACGAGUGCCAUAUGUCCCACCAAAGAGGGUAUGACUGCUAUCAAACUGAUGCGGCGAGAGGUUACUCCAGAAAGAACCAUCAUGGUGUAUCCUGUUGCAGUUGUUGCAAGUAGGAACUCGUGUAUGAUUGUGAACUGGGAUUUAGGGCUGUGAAUAUGUCUUUUCUUUGGAAGAAUAGCUAUCUUGAAUUUAGAUGACUAGUUUGCGAUCUUAAGUUCUUAACUAGUAGAGUUGGGUCACUCUAGCCUGGAGCUUGAAAAUACUCUACAUUAAUAUAAUUUAUUUGUGAUGUAGCCAUCUUGUUGUGCGCGUGUAUGGUGUUUGUGGGGGUGGGGAGAGGAUUCUGGAUUUGAAAGCUGUAUGCCCUGUGCCUAAAAUACAUUGUUUGGACGUCAUCUUACAUUUCAUUGUCACUUAAAAGUGAAAAAUGUUUUUAAGUUAAAAACUAAAUGGGAAAUGAAAUUGUUGUUUGGAUGGUAUUUUGAGCAAAAAGUUGUUUGGAUGUUAGUUUUGAAAAAAAUCUUUUGAACUACAUGAGUCAUCACUAAACAAUUAAAUACUAUUCUCUCUGUCUUAAAAUUAUUGUCCAGUUUGAGAUUUCACUUUUAGUAUAAUUUGAGCUAGAAAUGAAAACUCAAAUUGGACAAUAAUUAUGGGACGGAGGGAGUAUCAAUUAUAGUCACUGUAAAAAAGAACUUUUCUAAAAAUAAUCACUCAACAACAGAAUUCUGUCAAAUUUGUCACUGAAUUAUUUAUAGUUCUAAAAUGGUCAUUACACUAACAAAAAGUGUUUUAAGUUGGAAUUUAAAAUGUAAGUUAGAAAGUUGUUUGGAUGAUGUUUUUUUUUCCAUUGCGUUUUGUGUUUAAGAGGUAAAAUAAGUUAAAAAAUAAAAUGAGUGGACGUCCAAACAAGUGUUCUUUUCCCUUGAAAUCAAAUUGUUUGUGCUUGUGGUGUUUGUGCUUGUGGGAAAGAUUAUAGAGGCAGUGGUAAAUGAUCUGGGUUAAGAAUAAUCUAUGUUUUAGAAACAUAAAGUCAAAAAACCUUUUCCUAUAUUAUUCUUGUGAUGCAAUUCUUGUUUAUAUAUUGUGUUUUAUGAAAAUGAUACUUUUCGUCCGUCUCACAAAAAUUGUCUAGUUUAAUAAAAAAAAAAUUUAAAAAAAAUAAUCCAGUUUUAAAAAGUCAAAAUAAAAAACAAUAAAAAUGACUAUAACAUCCCUGACAUUUAAACUAAUUAACCCUCUAUCAAUUACCACACAAAUCAACUCCACCUUACCAACCAUCAGGUUCUCUUUCACCUUUAUCUCCCGAUCUUCCCCGCCACCUUCCGCCACCGCCUUCAGAACUAUUGUCAUGUUUAAUCUUCAAUUUCAAGACCUAAUCUCAUACAGAAACUUCUUCCCAACUUCGCCAGAGUGCCAUCUCCUUUAUUUUUUCAAGUCAAGGCAUCUCCAAUUCACGCAAUCAUCAUAACCAGAAUCGAGAGCUCCCAUCGUCGCAUCGCAUCUGAUGGUUUUGGACUCCAUUAAAGCUGCUCUAGUCUACCUUGACUAAUUCCCACUCCGAUGGCGAUGCAAAUCAGUUGGCACAAUCAACUAUAUUGAUGUCCAAAAGGCAAAAACGUUGAUUGGUGGUGGGUUGGUAAUUGAUUGUGAUAUUCUUGAUGGCUUGAUUGGGUAGUGGCGGCGGCUAUGAUCUGACCACCGGCGAGAAAAAAAGUGGAAAAAAUUUCUGGGGGUUUAAUUGUGAGCGAGCUACGUUUAAGAUAUGAUAGGGGUAGAGUUGGAAAAUUUUAAACUAAAAUAAAAUUGUACAUUGAUUGAGUUGACUAGAAUAAGAAAAUUGUAUAUUUUGAUUUUUUUGGGACGGAGGAAACAGUAUUUACUCAUUUUGGUCAAAAACAUUGAAGUUUGUUUUGAGAUGUGGAGAAAAGACCUAGGAAGAUAGAUGCAAAAGGAGUCACUAUAAAUUUCUCUUUUUUGUUACAAUGAAGAAACAAAUAUCUAAAAAUUUUUAAAUAUUAGAUUGUCGGUGAAAAGUCUACACCAAAUCGUGUUUCUAACCAUACAACCAAAAUUAAAAGUAAAAUUUGUUUCAAACCUUUGUAUGUAUCAUUGAGAGUAUUAUAAACUUUAUUAAGACGGUGUAUUUGGGAAAAACAUGAUGAAUGACCACCUGACUGUGUCAUAAACUUUUCUUUUAUUUGUUUCUUGUUAUGAUAAGGGUACUUCUAUAGUUAUUCUAACAUUAAGUAAACCACCAUUUCAAAGAAAAACUUGUUUGUUUUCUUUUUUUAGUUGAUUUUUUCGGAAUUAAAUAAUAAUAACUGUCUCAUCCCAGCAUACCUUUUUACAUUUUCAAUACAUUUUUUUAUAUUCUUAAUACAAAAAACUCCUAAAAACACACACUAAAAAAACAAAACAAACACAAACCAAACAAAUGUUAGGUAUGUAGGUCUUAACAAAAUACUCCACUAGUAACAAUUUAAGGCAGGCUGGCAAUUGCUGCUGGUUUAGGGACAAACAUUGCUUGUUAAUGUUAAUGUUUGUCGCCCACUGUAAUUAUUAUUAUUAAUUUAUAUGGAGGCGGAUCACUAAUCUGUCUGGGGGUGGGGUGCGCUGCUUAACUGACUCUUUUUUGUUUCCCAAACUACCCCUAGUUUUCACCAAAUCUGUGGUGCUAAAAGGGAAAGAGCUCGUGGUUAAAAUUUUGGGCAUCAGCCGAUCACUCUGUUGGAUUUUCAUCAACAGCGUUUUGGAAUAUUCGUUCAUAACCUUCUUCCUCUAGAAACCCACCGAGAAAAAAAAAAGAAAAAGAAGAAAAUUCAAAGACGGGGACUUUGACUGGUUUUAAGACAAACAUUAACUAAAACUGUGAGAAAGGAAAGAAUUUUCCAAUUUUCAUGUGAUUUGGAAUUAUUUUUUGGGAAAGCUGCGGUUGAUUUUUUUUCAUUUGAGCACGCAGCACAGCAGGAGGACUGAAGCCGGUAGUAGUAAUAAUUGUGUGCCACUGACAGCGAAAGCAGCCCUUAAAAUAUUUCUCUCUCUGUCUCUCUCUCUGUCUUUUGCUGUAAGAAAGAAACCAACUUCCCCACUGUUUUCCCCUUCCCACUUUUCUUCUUCCCCAAUUCUCUCUACUACUCAAUUACUUUCUCAUUCCCUUAAACCCUUUCCUUCCUUUCUUCAACCACAAACCCGCAAGCAUAAGGUUAGUAAACUAUUCAUAUUUUUACUUGUUAUUUCUCCAACAAGGUGGAAAUAAAUAAAGGGUACUACCAAAGAGAACCCAUUUUGAUGUUCAUUCUUUUUGCCCUUUUCUAAUGUUUUGUUGUGAUCUGAUCUCAAUCUCUGAAAAUUUUGCAAGUCAUUAUAGUGUUUAAAGUUUGAAUCUUUGCUAUUUUCCUUGGUCUUUUUUGGUGGUAUACUAUAUUUUGUUUCUUUCUGGCUGUUUCGAGUUACGAUUAGGAAUUGUUAUGACAAUUAAAUCUCAUUUGAGCUGGAUUUAUCAUCAUCCUGAGCAUUCCGCCUUCCCAAUCCUGUUUAAGUGUUGAAAAAUGAAUUCUUUUUUUUUAAAAAAAAAAAAAGUAAAAAAUAAAAAUUAGGGUUGUAUAUGUUAUCUUCGCCGGGUUUCCUUCUUGUCAAGCUUAAAUCUCUUUACUGGUCAUCGAGAAAGAAAGGACAGAUAAAUGGUUAGCUUCUCAUCAUGCUCUAUAAUCCUAUUCCUCUGUGUAUUACCAGAAUUCAAGAAUUAUUGGCUCAGACCUGUGCUUCGAAGUAUAAUUUUUCGUCUGCUAUGCAGUGAGUUUUAACUUCGAUGACAUGAAUGUAUGAUACUUUUACGAUGUAGCUCCUUCUUUAUGGUAGGUUUUAGUUGAUGUCCUUCUUGAUGGGUUGUUUAGGAAAUUGUGAUUCAUAUGGCCGACCUGACACUAUGAGAUGAAGGCUUAGUGCUUGUUGUGGUGGUGGGGGGAUAUACUUGUUACUGAUGUCUGUUUCUUGUGAAUCUGAAUCCAAUCAGAUACUAUGGCUAAUAUAGACAUUGAGGGGAUCUUGAAAGAGCUACCAAAUGAUGGACGUGUCCCCAAGACCAAGAUUGUCUGCACUAUUGGACCUGCCUCUCGAUCUGUGCCCAUGUUGGAGAAGCUUCUGAGAGCUGGAAUGAAUGUUGCCAGGUUCAAUUUUUCUCAUGGGACUCAUGAGUAUCACCAGGAGACCUUGAAUAAUCUCCGAAUCGCGAUGCAUAACACUCAGAUCCUUUGUGCCGUCAUGCUCGAUACCAAGGGACCUGAGAUUAGAACUGGUUUUCUGAAGGAUGCGAAACCAAUUCAGCUCAAGGAAGGACGUGAAAUUACAGUGACCACAGAUUACAACAUAAAAGGAGAUGAAGAAACCAUUUCUAUGAGCUACAAGAAGUUGGCUACGGACUUGAAGCCUGGAAAUGUUAUCUUGUGUUCUGAUGGUACUGUCACCCUUACUGUCCUGUCGUGCAAUCCAAAGGCUGGAACUGUGCAAUGUCGUUGUGAGAACACUGCCAUGUUAGGAGAGAGGAAGAAUGUUAAUCUUCCCGGUGUUGUGGUGGAUCUCCCGACCCUUACUGAUAAGGAUAAGGAAGAUAUCCUUGAAUGGGGUGUCCCUAAUAAUAUUGAUAUGAUUGCCCUAUCAUUCGUGCGGAAGGGCUCUGAUCUUGUAAACGUCCGGAAACUCCUUGGUCCCCACGCGAAGCGUAUACAGUUGAUGUCAAAGGUGGAGAAUCAAGAAGGUGUAAUCAACUUUGACGAAAUCCUACGUGAGACGGAUGCAUUCAUGGUUGCUAGGGGUGAUCUUGGUAUGGAAAUUCCGGUGGAGAAAAUCUUCCUGGCACAGAAGAUGAUGAUAUACAAGUGUAACCUUGUUGGGAAACCUGUGGUGACGGCUACUCAAAUGCUGGAAUCGAUGAUCAAGUCCCCAAGACCUACUCGUGCUGAGGCCACCGAUGUGGCCAAUGCCGUCCUAGAUGGCACAGAUUGCGUGAUGUUAAGUGGAGAGAGCGCAGCUGGGGCUUACCCUGAGCUUGCAGUGAAAAUCAUGGCCCGCAUUUGUAUUGAGGCUGAAUCCUCUCUGGACUAUGGUGCCAUUUUUAAGGAAAUGAUAAGGUCAGCCCCAUUGCCAAUGAGUCCAUUGGAGAGUCUUGCAUCCUCGGCUGUGCGUACAGCUAACAAGGCAAAAGCAAAACUCAUUGUCGUGCUGACCCGUGGUGGGACUACGGCCAAGUUAGUUGCCAAGUACAGACCGGCUGUCCCGAUUUUGUCUGUGGUCGUCCCGGUACUAACAACUGACUCCUUCGACUGGAACAUCAGCGACGAAACCCCAGCUAGGCACAGCUUGAUAUAUCGUGGCCUGAUUCCGAUUCUUGCAGAAGGUUCUGCCAAGGCCACGGAUUCAGAAUCGACUGAGGUGAUCUUGGAAGCCGCGUUGAAAUCUGCAACGAAAAAAGGGAUGUGCCAGCCUGGCGAUGCCGUGGUUGCGCUACACCGUAUUGGGGCUGCUUCUGUCAUCAAGAUUUGCUUGGUGAAGUGAUUUUGUAACAGUGGUAGAACACAUUCCCUGUUUUUUUUUAAUCUAUUAUUCUUAUGAUUAGGGUUUAUCUGGUGGUAUUAAGCUAAAGAUGGGAAUAAGGUGUAACACUUAUAUUAAGGUUUGCUAGUACUCCCAGUUUGAAGGGGGGAAAAUGCAGUAGUAAUGUACUACUAAUAUUGCAUUUGGAUUUGAUCUGGUCUCCCUGCAUUCUUUUUUUUAACUGGCAUUACAAUUUAGAGAUACGUCCCAACUUCCAAAUACCCGUCUUUUUCUCUAUAUUUUUAC
Messenger RNA from Oldenlandia corymbosa var. corymbosa, 7717 nucleotides. Lineage: Eukaryota; Viridiplantae; Streptophyta; Magnoliopsida; Gentianales; Rubiaceae. The record is from the annotation of a GenBank genome assembly.